Messenger RNA from Adineta ricciae, 993 nucleotides. The record is from the annotation of a GenBank genome assembly. NCBI's taxonomy places the organism in Eukaryota, Metazoa, Rotifera, Eurotatoria, Adinetida, Adinetidae.
AUGACGUCGUCUAGUAAGUUCAAAAAUCAUCAUAUAUCAAUAUUAGACUAUUGGAACAAAGGCGUACGAUCUGCUCCUGCUAUUCAUCAUAAAACAAAGAUCCCACUGAGGACUAUAUAUUACAAUAUUAAUAAAUUGAAACAAACAGAUUCACUUAAACAUCGAGGAGGAAAUGGUCGACCACGUGCACUUUGUGCAAUUGAAAAGAAAGCUAUCGGCCAAUAUAUUCGUCGAAAUAAUGAAAUUACCAUUAAUGAAAUCAAAGAAAAAUUAUCAACAACUUAUCGUUCAACAGUAUCUGCAUCAACAAUACGUCGUCAUCUUCAGCGAUCUGGCUAUCGAAAUGUAUUACCGAGAAAAACCCAUAUAUUAACAUCCGAUGAUAAACAAAGACGAAUUCAAUGGGCCAAGAAACAUAAAAAUGAUGAUUUUAUACGUACAAUAUUUACAGACGAAUGUUCAUUUCAACUUUAUCGAAAUACAGUUCGCCGGUGGUCGAAAUGUCCAAAUAAUGAAGUCAAACCAAUACCGAAAAAUCGUCAAAAAAUCCAUGUGUGGGGUGCAGUGAGUACAGAGGGUGUACUGAACUGUCAUACGUUUAAAUGCAAUCUUAAUGGUGAAUAUUAUGUUCAUAUACUCAAGAAUUACCUUCUUCCUGCUGCAAGGCGUCAGUCUCAUCGAAACUGGCGUCUACAGCAGGACAAUGAUCCAAAGCAUCGAAGUAAUAUUUGUAAAAACUUCAUUCAAGAUCAUGUACCGGAAUUGUUAGAUUGGCCAUCUAACAGCCCAGACGUUAACCCAAUUGAAAACAUCUGGUCGAUCGUAAAACGCAAAGUUGAAAAGAGGAAGCCAAAAAAUAUUGACGAACUUGAACGUUUUUUAGUUAUAGAACUCAAAAAUAUUGAUAUUAAUAUUGUAAACAAUUGUAUCAUGUCCAUGAAAGAUAGAUGUUUGUCUCUUAUUUCUUCUAAAGGUGAACGAAUAAAAUAUUAG